Molecule: messenger RNA, 2028 nt
Organism: Perognathus longimembris pacificus (Pacific pocket mouse)
Lineage: Eukaryota; Metazoa; Chordata; Mammalia; Rodentia; Heteromyidae
Gene: Tlx2
Product: T cell leukemia homeobox 2
Biological process (GO): animal organ development; regulation of transcription by RNA polymerase II
Cellular component (GO): nucleus
Molecular function (GO): RNA polymerase II cis-regulatory region sequence-specific DNA binding; DNA-binding transcription factor activity, RNA polymerase II-specific
Source: RefSeq, a predicted model, not a curated record
GGAACUGCUCUUCGGUGCCCACUCGCAGAGGGGUGGUAGGAACGCCCCCCUCCUGGCGCCCAGUAUCACCGGCUCGGAGGCGCCAGGGCCCCCCCAGGGCCAGGGCGCGCUGGGGAAGAUCUCGGAUCGCCGUUCGCCCAGCCACUUCUUUGUGCACCUGGGAAGCCACAACGAGAUUUGGUCUUAGCUGGCACUUGGUGAGGGGCCACAACGAAUCUGGGAGUUGGAAAGCUGGACCCAUCGGGAGGCGAAGAGUGGGGACUGGGGAAACAGGCACCUGCGGAGAAAGCCGGGGUGGUGGAGGCAACCCAAAGGCGGACGCCCAGCAAGGAUGGAGGCACGGUGAGCUUCUCUCGGCCCACGCUCAGGCCCCACCCGCGCCGAGCCUGGUUCCCAACACCCCGGGCCUCCGCAGCCUCCGCCCCGCACCUCCGGCCCUUGCUUGGCGCAAACAGGCAUCCCUUCCCCUUUAACAGCAGGGCCCCGCCCCUGCCCUACCCUCAGCCCCCACUACCCACCCGAGGCCGAUCUGUCAGUCUCUGCCUUGGCCCGAGCUGGCCAACCCUCUCCACCCCGGACCGAGGCAGCGGCUUCGGCAGCCUAGGGUCCAAUCUGCACUCGAGAGCCAGCCAGGGAGCUCCUGGGGCCCCUGCCGGCCACGCUCCUGCGGGAUGCAAGUCCCCGCGCCGUCGCCCGGUAGGGGCAGGCGCCCGCGCGACGGCUCUCGGUGCACAGGGAUGCUGGUAUUCCGGGGGCCCCGGCGACCGGCGGUGACCAGACCCGCGGGCCCCUGAAGCCGUGGCUCUGAUCGCCCUGCGGCUGGGCUCCCGAAAGCUGAGCAUCCUUCCCGAACUACAGAACCUCUGGCGGUCCUCCCUGGCUUGGACCCAUGGAGCCUGCGGUACUGGCUCCGCACAACCUUCCGCACCACGAGCCUAUUAGCUUCGGCAUCGAUCAGAUCCUGAGCGGCCCCGAACCCACGGGAGUCGGCCUAGGCCCGGGUCGUGCGGGCCAGAGCCAUGGUGAAACCGCGGCGUUCUCGAGUGGAUUCCACGGAACCUCGGGCUAUGGUCCUACAGGCUCGCUGGCCCCGCUGUCCAGCGGCUCUGGAGUGGCUUCGGGCGGCGUGAUUCGCGUUCCAGCGCACCGCCCGCUGCCGGUGCCACCGCCAGCGAGUGGUGCCCCUGCGGUGCCUGGGCCCUCGGGCUUGGGCGGCGCCGGGGGCCUUACGGGACUCACCUUUCCCUGGAUGGACAGCGGCCGCCGCUUUGCCAAGGACCGACUCACGGCUGCGCUAUCGCCCUUCUCUGGGACGCGCCGCAUAGGCCACCCCUACCAAAACCGGACACCCCCGAAACGGAAGAAGCCCCGCACGUCGUUUUCCCGCUCGCAGGUGCUGGAGCUGGAGCGGCGCUUCCUGCGCCAGAAGUACCUGGCCUCGGCCGAGAGGGCAGCGCUAGCCAAGGCCUUGCGGAUGACCGACGCACAGGUCAAGACCUGGUUCCAGAACCGACGCACCAAGUGGCGGCGCCAGACUGCAGAGGAGCGCGAGGCGGAGCGGCACCGCGCGGGACGGCUGCUCCUGCACCUGCAGCAGGACGCGCUCCCUCGGCCUCUGCGGCCGCCGCUGCCCCCAGACCCGCUAUGCCUGCACAACUCGUCCCUCUUCGCGCUGCAGAAUCUGCAGCCCUGGGCAGAAGACAACAAAGUGGCCUCGGUGUCCGGGCUCGCCUCGGUGGUGUGAGCUACUCCUGCACCAUCGACCCGGCGCUCUUUUCCGACUGAGGCGGCUCUGGGAGUGCCAGGCCUAGGGUGGUGUAGCGUGCAGCUGCUCGAACCCAUGAUCUAGUGGACGCCGAGCGUAAGAAAAACAGAAGGCCUUGAGACUAUGGUCCACAGCAUCUCGACCACCAUCAGGCUCCCAGCCCCACGUUGCGCCGAUGCGGGGUGCACUUAGAUGCGGCCUUUCCCGCCACUUUCCAGAGUUGCCUCUAAGCAGUAGCUGGAGGCUCGGUGCGGGAGGGCGGG